AUGGGCGGACGCCGGGUCCUGGGCCAGCCACGCGCCGGCCUCUGUCUGCUGCUGGCGGCGCUGGAGCUGUCGCUGGGGACGCGGGCCGACCCUGUGGAUGUGUUGGAGGCCCUUGGUGUGCGGGGGGGCCAGGCGGGGGUCCCUGAGGGGCCUGGCUUCUGUCCCCAGAGGGCUCCAGAGGGUGACCGGGCCUUCCGAGUGGGCAAGGCCACCAGGCUCAGUGUCCCCACAUGGGAGCUCUUCCCAGAUGGCCGCUUCCCUGAGAACUUCUCUGUGUUGGUCACUCUGCGGGGCCAGCCAGCCAGCCAGUCUGUCCUACUCUCUGUUUACGACGAGCAGGGUGUCCGGCAGCUGGGCCUGGUUCUAGGGCCAGCUCUGGGCCUCCUUGGUGGCCCCUUCCACCCCCUCCCCCAGCAGGUCAACCUCACAGAUGGCAGGUGGCACCGUGUGGCGGUCAGCGUAGAUGGUGGGAUGGUGACCCUGGUGGCGGACUGUGACCCUCAGCCCCCCGUGCUGGGUCAGGGGCCUCGAUUCAUCAGCACAGCUGGACUCACUGUGCUGGGGACCCAGGACCUCGGGGAGGAGUCUUUUGAGGGUGAUGUCCAGGAGCUGCUGAUAAGCCCAGACCCCCAGGCUGCCUUCCGGGCCUGUGAGCGGUACCUCCCCAGCUGUGACAACCUCAGUCCUGCAGCCACAGGGGCCCCCCAGGGUGAGCCGGAAACCCCUCCCCCUCGGCGGAAGGGAAAGGGGAAAGGAAAGAAAAAAGGACGGGGUCGCAAGGGGAAGGGGAGGAAGAAGAAGAACAAGGAAGCUCUGACCUCAAGUCCAUCUCCUGGCUCCCCAGAGAACCAGACCUCCACGGAAGUCCCUACGACAGAGACACCAGCUCCAGAUCAGCCUCCCACCCCCACGCCUUUGGUCGUCACCUCCACUGUGACCGUGGGCCACAACGUCACGGACCUAGAGGGGGGCCUGGACCCUGUCAGUGGAGCCGAGCUGGGGAUCCUGGAGACAGAGACAGCCAGGGAGGAUGACAGAGAAGAUGAGCCCACUAUGGGCCCUGACUUCCGGGCAGCAGAACACCCAUCUCAGACUCAGUUCCAGAUCUUUGCUGGCGCUGGAGAGAAGGGAGCAAAAGGAGAACCAGCGGUGAUUGAACAGGGACAGCAGUUUGAGGGACCUCCAGGAACCCCCGGACCCCGAGGGGUGACAGGCCCCUUGGGCCCUCCUGGCCCCCCAGGAUUCCCAGGGGACCCUGGUCUGCCGGGCCCUGCUGGCCUCCCAGGAAUCCCUGGCAUCGACGGGAUCCGGGGACCCCCGGGCACGGUGAUCAUGAUGCCGUUCCAGUUCACUAGCGGCUCCCUCAAGGGACCCCCAGUGUCCUUCCAGCAGGCCCAGGCCCAGGCAGUGCUGCAGCAGGCGCAGCUGUCCAUGAAAGGCCCUCCCGGCCCGGUGGGGCUUACCGGGCGCCCAGGCCCCGUGGGCCUCCCUGGGCUUCCGGGUCUGAAAGGAGAGGCAGGCGCCAUGGGGCCGCAGGGUCCCCGAGGCCUGCAGGGACCUCAUGGGCCUCCCGGCCGUGAGGGCAAGAUGGGCCGCCCUGGAGCGGAUGGGGCUCGAGGCCUCCCAGGGGACACAGGACCUAAGGGUGAUCGGGGCUUUGACGGCCUCCCAGGACUUCCUGGGGAGAAGGGCCAAAGGGGUGACUUUGGCCAUGUGGGGCAACCUGGCCCCCCAGGAGAGGACGGCGAGAGGGGCACAGAGGGACCUCCAGGGCCCACGGGCCAGGCAGGGGAGCCAGGUCCCCGAGGAUUGAUCGGCCCCAGAGGUUCCCCCGGCUCCCCGGGACGUCCGGGCGUGGUUGGAAGUGAUGGUGCUCCAGGCGCCAAAGGCAAUGUGGGUCCUCCAGGAGAAGCAGGCCCUCCGGGACAGCAGGGAAACCAUGGGUCACAGGGACUCCCUGGCCCCCAGGGGCUCAUUGGAACUCCUGGGGAGAAGGGUCCCCCUGGAAAUGCAGGGAUUCCAGGCCUCCUAGGAGCUGAUGGCCCUCCGGGUCACCCAGGCCAUGAGGGCCCUACGGGAGAGAAAGGGGCUCAAGGUCCACCAGGGUCAGCAGGCCCUCCAGGCUAUCCUGGACCUCGGGGUGUGAAGGGUACUUCAGGCAACCGGGGCCUCCAGGGGGAGAAAGGCGAGAAGGGAGAAGACGGCUUCCCAGGCUUCAAGGGUGAUGGGGGGCUCAAAGGCGAUUGGGGGAACCCCGGACCCCUGGGUCUCCGGGGAGAGGAUGGUCCAGAGGGGCCGAAGGGGCAAGAGGGGCUGCCUGGCGAGGAGGGGCCCCCAGGCUCAGCUGGGGAGAAGGGCAAGCUUGGGGUGCCAGGUCUCCCAGGUUACCCAGGACGUCCAGGACUGAAGGGAUCAAUUGGGUUUCCUGGACCCCUGGGGCCAAUAGGAGAGAAAGGGAAGCGGGGUGAUGUGGGCCAGGACGGGGCCCCCGGAAUCCCUGGAGAAAAGGGCCUCCCUGGCCUGCAAGGCCCUCCAGGGUUCUCUGGGCCGAAGGGCCCCCCCGGUCAUCAGGGGAAAGACGGACGACCAGGGCACCCUGGACAGAGAGGAGAGUUGGGGUUCCAAGGUCAGACGGGCCCGCCGGGACCAGCUGGCGUCCUGGGUCCUCAGGGAAAUACAGGAGAAGUGGGACCCCUCGGUGAAAGGGGGCCCCCAGGCGCCCCCGGACCUCCUGGUGAACAAGGUCUUCCGGGCCUGGAAGGCAGAGAGGGAGCCAAGGGGGAGCUGGGACCACCGGGACCCCUUGGGAAGGAAGGACCAGCUGGGCCCAGGGGCUUCCCAGGUGUCCAGGGAGCCCCCGGGGAGCCGGGACCAACUGGUUUGAAAGGUGACAAGGGACCCCCAGGGCCCAUCGGGGCCAACGGCUCUCCCGGUGAACGGGGUCCCGUGGGCCCAGCAGGAGGCAUUGGGCUUCCCGGCCAAAGUGGCGGCCAAGGCCCUGUUGGCUCUGCGGGCGAGAAGGGGUCCCCGGGAGAACGUGGCCCCCCUGGCCCCACGGGCAAAGAUGGGAUCCCAGGGCCCCUGGGUCCUCUGGGUCCCCCUGGAGCUGCAGGGCCGGCUGGUGAGGAAGGAGACAAGGGGGAGGUGGGCGCCCCCGGCCACAAAGGGAGCAAAGGCGACAAGGGAGACGUGGGCCCCCCUGGACCAACAGGGAUCCAGGGUCCCGUGGGACACCCAGGCCUCCCGGGAGCAGACGGGGCUCAGGGCCGCCGGGGACCCCCGGGCCUCUUUGGACAGAAAGGAGACGAUGGGGUCAGAGGCUUUGUGGGGGUGAUUGGCCCCCCUGGCCUGCAGGGACUGCCGGGCCCUCCCGGAGAGAAGGGCGAAGUUGGAGAUGUGGGGUCCAUGGGUCCGCACGGAGCUCCGGGUCCUCGGGGCCCCCACGGCCCCAGUGGAUCAGAGGGCCCUCCAGGACCGCCUGGAGGCGUUGGCCAGCCAGGCGCCGUGGGCGAGAAGGGCGAGCCAGGGGAGGCUGGAGACCCAGGGCCUCCAGGACUCCCAGGCAUCUCAGGGCCCAGGGGAGAUGUUGGUGAAAAGGGAGAUUCAGGCCCAUCUGGGGCUGCCGGGCCCCCUGGAAAGAAAGGACCCCCUGGGGAAGAUGGAGCCAAAGGGAAUAUGGGCCCCACGGGGCUCCCCGGAGAUCUAGGGCCCCCCGGAGACCCCGGUGUUCCGGGUACGGAUGGCUCCCCCGGGGAGAAGGGAGACCCUGGUGACGUUGGGGGACCGGGUCCUCCUGGCGCUUCCGGGGAACCCGGCGCCCCUGGACCCCCCGGCAAGAGGGNGGAGGCAGGCGCCCUCUGACCCCGGCCCCGCCCUUGCCUCUGUCCGUCUCAGGGGGAGCCGGGUCCUGACGGGCCUCCAGGGAGGAUGGGCCCUGUGGGGGCCCGUGGGCCUCCCGGGCGCGUGGGCCCUGAGGGUCUUCGAGGGAUCCCUGGCCCUGUGGGUGAACCAGGCCUCUUGGGACCCCCUGGACAGAUGGGCCCUCCUGGCCCCCUGGGACCCUCUGGCCUCCCAGGACUGAGGGGAGAUGCCGGCCUCAAGGGAGAAAAGGGCCACAUUGGACUCAUCGGGCUCAUUGGGCCUCCUGGGGAGGCUGGAGAGAAAGGGGACCGGGGCUUGCCAGGCGUGCAGGGCCCCCCUGGCCCUAAGGGAGACCCUGGUCCCCGGGGUCCCAUCGGCUCUCUGGGCCCCCCUGGGUCCCCAGGCGUGGCGGGCCCUCUGGGACCGAAGGGCUCAAAGGGGUCUCCGGGGUCCCUUGGUCCCCGUGGAGACACUGGACCUGCGGGCCCCCCAGGUCCCCCGGGUUCUCCCGCCGAGCUGCACAGGCUGCGCAGGCGCCGGCGCUCGCUGGCAGUCCUGGAGGGCGGCCUGGAGGAGGUGCUGGCCUCGCUGGCGUCGCUGAGCUGGGAGUUGGAGCGGCUGAGGCACCCUCCUGGCACAGCCGAGCGCCCGGGCCUCACGUGCCACGAGCUACGCCGCAGCCACCUGCACCUGCCGGAUGGGGAGUAUUGGAUUGACCCCAACCAGGGCUGCGCACGGGACUCCUUCAGGGUGUUUUGCAAUUUCACGGCGGGGGGAGAGACCUGCCUCUACCCCGACAAGAAGUUUGAGACCGUGAAGCUGGCCUCCUGGUCCAAGGAAAAGCCGGGAGGCUGGUACAGCACAUUCCGUCGAGGGAAGAAGUUCUCCUACGUGGACGCCGACGGGUCCCCCGUGAACGUGGUCCAGCUGACCUUCCUGAAGCUGCUAAGUGCCACAGCCCGACAGAGCUUCACCUACUCCUGCCAGAACUCGGCCGCCUGGCUGGAUGAGGCUGCGGGCGACCACAGACACUCCCUCCGCUUCAUGGGCACCAACAGGGAGGAAUUGGCCUUCAACCAGACAACAGCGGCCACGGUCCAUGUCCCCCACGACGGCUGUCGGCUCCGGAAGGGACAGUCCAGGACCCUCCUGGAGUUCAGCUCGUCUCGGGUCGGCUUCCUGCCCCUGUGGGACGUGGCAGCCGCUGACUUUGGCCAGGCCAACCAGAAGUUUGGGUUUGAACUGGGCCCCGUAUGCUUCAGCGGCUGA
Carlito syrichta (Philippine tarsier) is the source of this 5130-nucleotide messenger RNA. RefSeq names its product collagen type V alpha 3 chain (gene COL5A3). Lineage: Eukaryota; Metazoa; Chordata; Mammalia; Primates; Tarsiidae. Gene Ontology annotation, molecular function: extracellular matrix structural constituent. The record is from RefSeq and is a predicted model, not a curated record. The transcript has 64 exons.